CAAGCAUCAGCUUUAGAACCUGUCGCCACAGCCCGAGUCUGUCGGGAUUGUCAUUGCCCAUGCGGCGCAAAGCAUUGCGUAAACAGUGCCAUGGGAAGCGUGAUCUCAUCAAAGCUUCCACCGGUUGGAGACAAAGACCUGAGGACUGUCUUAUCCUACAACCUCAACGAAAGCCACAUCCGAGCUGCGUACAAGCUCUUCACAGAGGUUGACGUGGACUCCAACGGAGUUUGGACUGUCAGUGAGAUGUACCGAGUUCUGAAGGAGCCUAGACUAUCUGUUCGAGCUCCAGUCAUUGAUACCAUUUUCUUCAUGGGCGACAGCAAUAGUGAAGGCAGCAUGACCUUCCAGGACUUCUUGGUGACAAUGAGUUCAUUUUGCGCACUCUCCAAAGAAGAGAUGCUGCAAUUUCUCUUCAUGAUCAUUGACAUCGACCGAAAUGGUACUAUUGAGAAAGAAGAGCUGUUGAACUUCUUCUCAUACAUACCUGCUGGUGCUGAUGACGGUCGAGGUGAGCCAGUCUUCCCGGUGAACAACAAAAAUGCACUUGACAAAUUCCGUGGUGGUAAAUGGCGGAGUCUCCAAUUUGAUGGCCUUGCACAGCUUUGUGAGCUGUUUCCGUAUAUUGCGUAUCCUGCAUACCACACGCAGGACAUGUACAGAAAGAUUCUGCUUGGCAAGGCCUUUUGGGAGCGUUUGGAUUAUGAAAGAAUCAAGUACCAGACGGUGGUGAGGACCAAGCGUGUCCGAAUGCCUUUUACCAAGAAGAAGAUUGAGGUGAAGCUUCCGGGCCGUUGCACGAUGCAAGAGCUUCUUGAAUACUCUCGGCGCAACACGGCCGUGCAGGGAGGUAAGCGUGUGACGUCCCAAGAUGCUGGUGAGGCCGAAUCGACGUUGGCCAAGGAGCGUGACCAGCAAAUCCAACGCAGUCCAAUCUUGAACAUGAUCCGGAAUCCCAGAUGCAUGUACUACAUUCCACAAGAGAGCGGCAAGAACAUUCAGAAGCAGAAGGGGCACCGUUCUGAAUUGGAUGUGGGUGAACAGGACAUGGAAAGCGAUGGAGAAGGGGAGAUGGAUGUUGCGCUCGACGAUGCUGCAGAAGGCGUUAUGACUGGUGCGCCGAACAACGCCGAGCAUAUGUUGCAGAUCGUCACUGCGAUGCAGAUGAAGCAGAAUGAGAGGGUGCAGCUCGAUGAUGAGUCCUCUGAUGAAGAUCCAGGUUCGAUCACCAGCGAUCCGGCUAUGUCACACACGGAUAGCGACGGCUGAGCGACAAGGCUUUGGCCAAGCCCAAGGAGCAGUUGUCCAGUUCCCAUUCAC
This is a messenger RNA of Durusdinium trenchii, 1320 nucleotides long. NCBI's taxonomy places the organism in Eukaryota, Dinophyceae, Suessiales, Symbiodiniaceae. The record is from the annotation of a GenBank genome assembly.